AUGGCUCCCUCCUCUCCCUCUUCCCUCUAUCUCUCUCACCACCAAGCCAACCCAUUCCCUACUCUGACCCCCAAACCCACCUUGGCUCGCUUCCCUCUUAGUCCCCUUAGUCCCCAAACCCUUGCCUUCUCUUCUAGACCCUCUACUCAGAACCAGAACCAAAACCAUAACCAGACCCAGAAGCUCGAUUCUUCUCAGCUGGAGGAGAAAUCAUUUGCCAUCGCCACUGGUGAGCUCUUCCUUGGCAUUGCUUCGCUGCUGAUCACGAGCCGCAACAGCACGAAUGGCGCGAAUGCCUUGUCGGAGACUGGUUUCCUCAGGGACAAGAUAGAGCCUGUUGUCAUGUGGGAGCAGAAGGUUAAGGAUGUGGAGGCAGAGCAGACGAGGAGAGUGGUGGUGACUGGUCCCGGAUUCAGCUUCUCAGCCGCCGGGCUCUUGUUGCCUUACCAUCUUGGGGUCGCGCAAUUCCUCAUCGAGAAGGGCUAUAACAAGGAAACCCCACCAUUGGCUGGUUCAUCAGCUGGCGCCAUAGUAUGUGUAGCGAUUGCUUCUGGAGCCAGCAUGCAAGAGGCUUUGAUGGCUGCCAAGGUACUCGCUGAUGAUUGUCGGAGAAGAGGAACUGCUUUUCGGCUUGGGGCUGUUCUUCUUGAUGUGCUUGAUAAGUUCCUUCCCGAAGAUUCUCAUACCAGGUCCAAUGGAAGGGUCCGCAUCGCUGUUGCCGAGACCUUUGGGGGGCCUAGGGGUUUACUGGUGGAUCAGUUUGACUCCAGAGAAGAUCUUAUCAAUGCACCAUUAGCUUCUUCCAUCAUCCCGCGGUGA
This is a messenger RNA of Rhodamnia argentea, 819 nucleotides long. RefSeq lists its product as uncharacterized. NCBI's taxonomy places the organism in Eukaryota, Viridiplantae, Streptophyta, Magnoliopsida, Myrtales, Myrtaceae. Gene Ontology annotation, molecular function: triacylglycerol lipase activity. The record is from RefSeq and is a predicted model, not a curated record. Gene Ontology annotation, biological process: lipid homeostasis; triglyceride catabolic process. Gene Ontology annotation, cellular component: lipid droplet; membrane; cytoplasm.